Molecule: messenger RNA, 870 nt
Organism: Cutaneotrichosporon oleaginosum
Lineage: Eukaryota; Fungi; Basidiomycota; Tremellomycetes; Trichosporonales; Trichosporonaceae
Molecular function (GO): acyltransferase activity, transferring groups other than amino-acyl groups
Source: RefSeq, a predicted model, not a curated record
CCCCCCGCCGCAUCAUCCUCUGUGCACUGUACACACCAUGCUUUCGCGCACUCUCGCGCCGCUUGCGCGGCCGCUCGCCCGCGCCUUCUCUACGGCAAGAGGUAUCACCACCCGCCUCGCGCCGCCACUCGCGACCACCCCGGCGCAGCAGGCGCGCAUGGUCGAUGUGCUCACGGACGCGUUCUUGUCUUGUGCGUAGCAUGGGAGCAUGGCUCACCCAGUUCCCGAGCACACCGUGUUGUGGGGGCACGACCGCACGCUGAGCCACACCCUAAUGCAAGCGACGGUGGCGCACACGCUCGCAAAGCACCGCGUGUGGGUCGCUGAGUCUGAGGAGGGGGGCGACAUCCUCGGCGUCGGGCUGUGGACAGACCCCGGCGCGGCGUGGUUCACAGAGGAAGAUGUGCCCGCCGUGUUUGGGAGCGUGAUGGCCAUGCUCGACCCCACCAGCCUCGCGUUCAUGCUGGGCGAAAUGCUGCCGCGCCAGGCCGAGAUCGAGGAGGCGUACGCGCCCGGAUGCUCUGCGGACUGGUAUUUCGGCGCUAUGCUCGGCGUGGAUCCGCGCGCGCAGGGCCGCGGCGUCGGCGGUAACAUCGUGGAUGCGAUCGUCAGGCGCGCGGGCGAUGUGCCCGUUGCGUUCCACACACAGGGCGCCAAGAAUGUGUCCUUCUACGGCAAACAUGGAUUCAAGGUCGCCGCAGAGCGCGAGUUCGUGCUCCCGAACGGGGAGAAGUGGUGUGACAAGCUGAUGGUCCGUCGGCCAGACGGAUCGGUGUAGGCGACAUGUUGUUGGGCCGAGCACACGAGUGGGCCCCGCGUAGUUGUUGGGCCGAGCAUACGAGUGGCCGCGCGUGGUUUCAUGAUACACGA